AUGUUUACCAACUUAAUUUUAGGCAAAAUCAACAAAUCCUCGGCCCUGUCCGAGCUAGUCUAUUCGUUGUCCAAUCUGCUGGUAUUCUACAACGAUCGGAUAAUUGAAAAAGCCAAUAAUCGAUUGGUGCCGGAAGCCGAAUCCGGUACACUGACCAGGCGGAUAAAAAUUCUGCUAACCACCCUAGAGUACUGUGAGGUGUUCAUAGAACUGUCGGUGCACAAGACUUGGGGAUCCCGGGCACGAUGGUUCGUCAUCGUAGUCGUACAGACAAUCAAAUGCAUUGGUCGAUUGAUUCUGACACUCUACUGUCAGAACAACAAAAUUGUAAAAAAUCCUCCCAUUCCGUCGUUGGACAGACGAAACUUGAACGAAUCGCUCCGAUCCGAGAUCCCGACUACGACUUCUAGCUUCUUGGAUCAAAACCAAACGGUUCUGUUAAAACGUUCCGGGCGAGCGCUGCGUAAAGUCGAUGGUGCCCCGCCUGCCAUCGCUCGCGAUUGGCAACCUUUGAAGCAUGAACCUGUGCUUUAUCCAUCGCAAUACGCCGGUAAAUUCAUCAAAACGGCAGAGCUCCUGUACAUUGUUAAACCCUUGGUGCAUUUGGCCUGUAUGAAGCGGUAUGGCAGCAUGAGCUGGAAGUCCUAUCUAGUUCCAAUGGCAAUCGAUGUGGCUAGUCUUCGGAUCUACUACAAGCAUCGGGAAGACCUAUCCAAAGACCAAAAACAGGAACUGUCCCGUCGAUGCGUCGGGAUGCUACUGUACCUGAUGCGGUCACCUUUUUACGAUCGGCACAGCAAGGAGAAAAUUGCUAGACUGUUGCAAGAAUACCUAGCUAAACAGAACGUUGUCCAGCCGAAUGAUAAAACACUCCGAACCGAAAAUCUACCACCGCAACAAUCGAACCAACAGCAGCAACAACGAGAAGAAACCCAACAGCAGAGCAGUCAACAGAAACGUACGAGAAUAGAAAACACCGCAUCACAUCAACGACCAUCAACCGAAGCUCCAAAGGCAACACAAAAUUUGGAGCUCGAAUCGCCCCCCAGGAAACGAAACCCCGCCUUGCCUCAGCCUCAGCCCUCAACUCAAGUACCUUCAACUCGUGAAGGUGCACAUGAUGGUGAGCUUAACACUGAUCCCAAUUCCAUCCCUCCAGGAGAAGCUCGAGCAACUCGAAGUCGAUCACGCAUCGACAUCAAACAGUGA
Uranotaenia lowii is the source of this 1209-nucleotide messenger RNA. RefSeq names its product peroxisomal membrane protein PEX16 (gene Pex16). Lineage: Eukaryota; Metazoa; Arthropoda; Insecta; Diptera; Culicidae. Gene Ontology annotation, biological process: peroxisome organization. The coding region runs from base 1 to 1209 and encodes 402 amino acids. The record is from RefSeq and is a predicted model, not a curated record. The transcript is spliced from 4 exons. Gene Ontology annotation, cellular component: peroxisomal membrane.